CCAGCUGAGCCCCCGCGCGCCCGGCCCGGCCCGGCCCGGCCCAGCGCGCCCCGCUUCUCACGAAGCCGCCCUGCGCCCAUACCAUGAAGGAGGAGGCCUUUCUGCGACGACGCUUCUCACUGUGUCCGCCCUCGUCCACCCCGCAGAAGCUCAGCCGGAACCUGCUCGUGGGUGGAGAGCAUGAGCUCGAUGUGGGUCCAGGGAAGGACAUGGAGCCCCACGGCCCGUCACCAACCCGGGAUGAAGGGCCCCCAACCCCAGGCUCUGCCACGAAGGUGCCACCGGCUGAAUAUAGGCUGUGCAACGGGUCCGACCGGGAGUGUGUGUCCCCGACAGCCAAGGUCAGCAAGAAGGAAGCUCUCAAGGCGCAGAAGGAGAGCUACCGCCGGGAGAAGAAGCGUGCCACCAGGCAGCUGCUCAGCGCCCUGACGGACCCCAGCGUGGUCAUCAUGGCGGACAGCCUGAAGAUCCGAGGGACCCUUAAGAGCUGGACCAAACUGUGGUGCGUGCUAAAGCCGGGAGUGCUGCUCAUUUACAAGACGCCCAAGGUGGGCCAGUGGGUGGGCACGGUCCUGCUGCACUGCUGUGAGCUCAUCGAGAGACCCUCCAAGAAGGACGGCUUCUGCUUCAAGCUCUUCCACCCGCUGGACCAGUCCGUCUGGGCUGUGAAGGGCCCCAAAGGCGAGAGCGUGGGCUCCAUCACGCAGCCCCUGCCCAGCAGCUACCUGAUCUUCAGGGCCGCCUCCGAGUCUGACGGCCGCUGCUGGCUGGACGCUCUGGAGCUGGCGCUGCGGUGCUCCAGUCUCCUGCGACUCAGCGCCUGCAAGCAGGGCCGCGACGGGGAGCCCGGGUCCUCGCCAGACGGGUCGCCCUCCUCGCUCUGCGGGCUGCCUGCCUCGGGCGCCGUCCACGACCAGGACCUGUUCCCACUGAACGGGUCCUCCCUGGAGAACGACGCUUUCUCGGACAAGUCGGAGAGGGAGAACGCCGAGGAGUCGGAUAACGAGACCCACGACCACAGCCGGAAGACUGAGAGCGGGAGCGACCAGUCUGAGGCCCCGGUGGGCCCCGGGCGCAGAGGGACCACCUACGUGGUACAGGACCACGAGGAUCUGGGGGAGCAGGGCGAGGCGUCGCAGGUGGAGACGGUGUCAGACGAGAAUAAGAGCUUGGUGUGGGUCCUGCUGAAGCAGCUGCGGCCGGGCAUGGACCUGUCUCGCGUGGCGCUGCCCACCUUCGUGCUCGAGCCGCGCUCAUUCCUCAACAAGCUCUCCGACUACUACUGCCACGCCGACCUGCUCUCCAGGGCUGCGCUGGAGGAGGACGCCUACAGCCGCAUCAAGCUCGUGCUGCGGUGGUACCUGUCCGGCUUCUACAAGAAGCCCAAGGGCAUCAAGAAGCCCUACAACCCCGUCCUGGGGGAGACCUUCCGCUGUUGCUGGUUCCACCCCCAGACCAACAGCCGCACCUUCUACAUCGCUGAGCAGGUCUCCCACCACCCACCCGUGUCCGCUUUCCACGUCAGCAACCGGAAGGACGGCUUCUGCAUCAGUGGCAGCAUCACCGCCAAGUCCCGGUUCUACGGGAACUCACUGUCAGCUCUGCUGGAUGGCAAGGCCACCCUCACCUUCCUGAACCGGGCAGAGGAUUACAGCCUCACCAUGCCCUACGCCCACUGCAAAGGCAUCCUCUACGGCACGAUGGCCAUGGAGCUGGGUGGCAGGGUGACCGUCGAGUGUGAGAAGAACAGCUUGCAGGCUGAGCUGGAGUUCAAGCUCCAGCCCUUCUUCGGGGGCAGCACGAGCAUCAACCAGAUCUCGGGGAAGAUCACGUCGGGCGAGGAGGUCCUGGCACGGCUCACGGGACACUGGGACAGGGAAGUGUUCAUCAAGGAGGAGGGCAGAGGAGGCCCUGAGCUCUUCUGGAACCCCAGCGAGGAGGUGCGCAGGCAGCGGCUGAAGCGGUACACGGUGCUGCUGGAGGAGCAGACGGAGCUGGAGUCGGAGAGGCUCUGGCAGCAUGUCACCAGGGCCAUCAGCGAGGGUGACCAGCACAAAGCCACGCAGGAGAAGUUUUCCCUAGAGGAGGCGCAGCGGCAGCGGGCCCGGGAGCGCCAGCAGAACCUGGUGCCCUGGACGCCCCAGCUCUUCCACCUGGACCCUGCCACCCAGGAGUGGCGCUACCGAUACGAGAACUGCAGCCCCUGGGACCCCCUGAAGGACAUCGCCCAGUUUGAGCAAGAUGGGGUCCUGCACACCCUGCAGCGGGAGACCGCCUUCCUGGGCAGCCCGGGGCCCAGGCACCAGGGGUCCGCCCCCAACCCUCGGCUCCGCAAGCCCAGCGACCAGCCCUCCGGACACAGCCAGGUCACCGAGAGCAGCGGCUCCACGCCCGAGUCCUGUCCUGAGCUCUCUGACGAGGAGGAGGAGGACGGAGACUUUGUUCCGGGCUGCGAGAGCCCGUGCCCUCGGUGUGGGAAGGAGGCGCGGCGGCUGCAGGUGCUGCACGAGGCGAUCCUGUCCAUCCGGGAGGCCCAGCAGGAGCUGCACAGGCACCUCUCGUCCAUGCUGAGCUCCACGGCCCGCGCCAGGCAGGCCCCGGCCCCGGGCCCCCUGCACAGCCCUCGUUCUUGGUUCCUGCUCUGCGUGUUCCUGGCGUGUCAGCUGCUCAUUAACUACAUCCUCAAAUAAGAGCCCAGUGGGGAUGGCGUGGGCAUCGUCUGCAGGACUAGGGGGCAGGGGAAGCCGAGCCUCCCUCCCAGGCACCUAGCACUUUAAGCCAGCCCUAUGGAGGCAGAGACUCCGUGAGCACGGCCCACGUGGACAGCAGGAGGGACCUGGGGGGGUGGUUGCUGCGCGGGAUACCCCUGGCGAGGCGCUGGCCUUUCCCACAGGGCCCUCCACCCCGCGCUGGCCUUAAUGCUGAAGCCAAAUGCCACUUUCACCCUGGGCCACGCUCUCUGGCAGCCUUCCCUCAUCACCCCCUCCCCGGGCAGCCUCAGGGGGCUGAUGGUGGAGGGGCAGGAGGGCCCGCUGGGCUCCAGGUGUUGCCCCUCAGCAGGGGUGAGUAGGAGGCUCUGAGGAGCAAGCUGGCACCCCAGGUCCUCUUGGGGGCCCAACACACAGAGCAUCCCUUCCCAAGCCCCCGCCCACGCUGUCCUGGACGGGCUGCAGGUGGGCUUCAGGCGCCGGCUGGGCUGCGAUGGAGCUUCCUUCUGCCCCCUGUGCCGUCUGCACGGUGGGGCCCAGUUCAUACACUUCACAGGCCCAGCCCAUCUCCCUCAGCCAGGACAUGCCAAGCUGGGGCGGGCACAUCUGAGCAUGGCAUGCCUGGGGGCAUUCCUGGCCUGGGCCCGAGGGGGGGACACUUCAUUCAGACAGACAUGCACGGUCUUCCCUUCCCACAUUUUUAAUAAACGCAAUUGCAAUAUUUUAGGCAGGCUGCGAACAGCGUCUGUCAACUGGCCUCUGUUCCUGUGUCAGAUGCUGUGUGUGUGUGUGUGUGUGUGUGUGUGUGUGUGUGUGUGAAGCUCUGCACGUGCAGACACAGACGGGGCCGUAAAUUCAGCUGUGAUGGUGCCAUCUGAGCUGACCAGUUUUGUAUCCAUGUUCUUGCUCCUCCUCCAAUUUGGGGACACGUCUCCACGCGUGAAAUAAACAGACGCACAUGUUGUA
Messenger RNA from Capra hircus (goat), 3674 nucleotides. RefSeq names its product oxysterol binding protein like 5 (gene OSBPL5). Gene Ontology annotation, cellular component: membrane; intracellular membrane-bounded organelle; cytosol. The coding region runs from base 84 to 2690 and encodes 868 amino acids. The transcript is spliced from 22 exons. Gene Ontology annotation, molecular function: sterol binding. Gene Ontology annotation, biological process: phospholipid transport. The record is from RefSeq and is a predicted model, not a curated record. Lineage: Eukaryota; Metazoa; Chordata; Mammalia; Artiodactyla; Bovidae.